Molecule: messenger RNA, 1657 nt
Organism: Verruconis gallopava
Lineage: Eukaryota; Fungi; Ascomycota; Dothideomycetes; Venturiales; Sympoventuriaceae
Exons: 3
Coding region: 305-1477 (390 amino acids)
Source: RefSeq, a predicted model, not a curated record
GUGAGAGACACCUGAGUUCCGUGAUUUCGCGCCAUAUGGCAUACUCUAAAUCCAUUCCGAACUCGCCGAGGGAGAUGCAACAAUCUUUCUUUCAUGUUGUGGCGCCCGAAAGGCUGAUUACAUCGUGCCCACGUGCAAGAAAACAGGAGCAGAUCAUUCGGCCUCCUUGUCGUGCCUAGGCUUACCUACUUGGCAAACAUAAGAUGAAAGUGAGAGCUUACGGCAACUCCUUCUCCUCCAACACAAUUACUUUUGUAUUUGCGGAAUUACUUUAGUUUUGUCCUGCUCGCGCUUAUUUGCAAAGAUGCCGACAUUUCGUCGCACAGGUGUUGUGGUCUUCACGCUACUUGCACUUCAUCCCAUUCUAUCAGAAGUCUUAUAUCCACUUACCUUUCUGAUUCGGAACCAUCCUCGUUUCUUAAAGACUGUCAAUGAGCUGCCUAAGCAUAAGAUCAAAUGGCAGAAUGACGUCCGGAAUUGUGAAGACGUGGUUCUGGAUGAAUCUUCAGGAACGGCCAUCUUUAGUUGUGAUCCAGGACGAGACAAGUGGAACACAGUGAUGGGAACUUUCAUCAGCGCCACAGACAUGACAGGAUGGAUCUAUUACUAUCAAUAUGCCCAAGGCUCUCUUGAGGACGGUAACAUCAGUAAAAUGGAGAUUGAAGGGUUCAGCGACGAGAAGAAAGCGGUUUUCCACCCUCUUGGAAUGGCAUUUUUACCGGAAACCCGCAAGUUGUAUGUGAUAAACCACGGAGAGCACCCCCCUGGAAUGGAGAUAUUCAAAGUUAAUGAUGCUACGAACAAGUUGACAUACGAACGAACCGUCAAAAACGCGCUUAUGAGGACACCAAAUUCUGUGCUACCCAUUAGCGAACAUGAGAUCUACUUCACAAAUGAUCAUUACUAUCCGGUUCGGGAGAAUAAGCUGCUCUCCAUGGCUGAGAACUUCCUAAAGAUUGCGAGAGGCAACGUCGUGUACAUGAAUCUCAAAACUCAGGAAGCGAAAAUCGUAGCGCAGGUCGGAUUUGCAAACGGUAUUGCUCGUCUAAACUCUACGCACAUCGCAUUGGCAUCGACCACUGGGCUGUCCGUCUAUGUCUUUGAGAUUGGUGCGGACCACGAAUUACACCAAACUCUUAGGAUCGAGUGCAACUUCUGGGUCGACAAUCUGAAAACGGACGCAAAUGGGAAACUUCUGAUCACUGGCCACCCACAACCGCUUUUGCUCGAAAAGGUUGGUAAGGAACAGCACAAGUACAACUUGGAUGCAGGCAGGACAGACGGCUUGGAUCCUGCUGGUAGACCGCAUGCACCUAGCUGGGUUGCCGAGUGGGAUGGCAACGCGGAAGGAAAAAUCAAGAAUUUGUACAUUGGGAGUGAUUACGGUAUGAGCACCUCAACUGUCAGAGACGUGAAUCGCGGGGUCGGUUUUAUAGUUGGACUUUAUGAGCGUGGCAUCCUACAGUUUCAACAGUGAGGAAGUCUAUGACCACGAAACUAGAAGUAUUAAAGGGGUGAGGGAGAAAAUUCACAUUCACCGUACCCUAUAUGGUAUCAUAGUCUAACCAAGACCUUCGAUCUAUCUUCGCUCCAGAACUCAACCGAACAUCAAGCAAGUUUAUGGUUUGUACGCGCUGGUGUAAUGCACCAAUCUACC